This is a messenger RNA of Chroicocephalus ridibundus (black-headed gull), 2578 nucleotides long. Its product is annotated as zinc finger protein OZF-like. The record is from RefSeq and is a predicted model, not a curated record. The transcript is spliced from 4 exons. NCBI's taxonomy places the organism in Eukaryota, Metazoa, Chordata, Aves, Charadriiformes, Laridae. The coding region runs from base 352 to 1791 and encodes 479 amino acids. Gene Ontology annotation, biological process: regulation of DNA-templated transcription.
CCUCGGGGGGAGGGAGCGAGCAGCCGCCCGGUCCCUUGUGUCUGGCUGGGGCUAAAGCAGGAGAGCGACGCUCUUUGGGGGGUCCUUUUCCCGGGGGGGUGGGAGGCUGUGGCUGGAAGGGCAGGCAGCGGCUGGCAGGGAAGUGAAGUUCUGCCCCUCAUUUCUUCCUGCAAACGCUGUGCUUGGCAGGGAGCGUCCGUCCUCGCUGCGCCGGUGCGGCUGGUGCCGGGCGGGCAUCUGCUGCGGAACGCGGAGCAUCCCACCUGCAUCUCCCCGGAGAAGGCCUUGUGCGGGCCUCCGUCUCCCCGUGGAGAGCCAGCGGCGCGCCGGGCUCCAGGCUGCUGCGGCAAGAUGUCGGUGACGUUCGAGGACGUGGCCAUCUACUUCUGCCCCGAGGAGUGGGCCGAGCUGGCGGGCUGGCAGCGGCGGCUCUACCGGGAGGUGAUGCUGGAGAACUACCAGGCGGUGGCCUGGCUGGGCUGGUGCGCCGUCAAGCCGGAGAUCAUCUGCAAGAUGGAGCGAGAAGAGACGCCGUGUGUGCCAGAGUGCCCUGGGGCGCGGCGGAGGCACCGCAGCCCUGAGCCAGCAGACGGUGAUGUCCCGGUGCAGAGGGAGGUCAGUGGUGUCCCAGAUGUCCUGAUCACACCCACAGCCCUGCUCCCGGGGAUGCCUGAGCAGGACAGAAAGCGGUCGCGGGUCCUUAAGGCUAAUCUGCUGCUUGCCCAACUCCCAUGCAAACCCACGGCCCCCAAGAGCCCCCACACUUGCGCCGAGUGUGGAAAGAGCUUCAGUAAGGUCCAGGACCUGAAGAAGCACCAGCAGAUGCACACGGUGGCACGACGCUUCUCCUGCCGGCAGUGCGGCCGCCGCUUUCGGCUGAAGAAGUUCCUGGUGUCGCACCAGAAGGUGCACGGUGGGGAGAAGCGCUUCGGCUGUGUCAACUGUGGCAAGCGCUUUGCUCAGAAGCAUCACCUGCUGAGCCACCAGCGAGUGCACACCGGUGAGAAGCCCUUCACCUGCAGCCACUGCGGCCACUGUUUUGGCCACAAGAACAACCUGUUGCGCCACCAGCAGGUCCACAUUGAUGAGCGCCCAUUCCCCUGCACCCGCUGCCCCAAGGCCUUCUGGCACAAAAAGUCCCUCACUCUCCACCAGCGGAUCCAUGAUGGGGAGCACCCCUUCACCUGCCCCUGCUGCCACAAGGCCUUCAGGGACAAGCAUGCCGUCACUGUCCACCAGCGGGUCCACACCGGGGAGCGCCCCUUCACCUGCAGCCGUUGCCCCAAGACCUUCAGGGACAAGCAUUCCCUCACUAUCCACCAGCGGGUCCACACCGGCGAGCGUCCAUUUGCCUGUGCCCGCUGUCCCAAGGCCUUCAGGGACAAGAAGACCCUCACCGACCACCAGCGGGUCCACACCGGGGAGCGCCCCUUUGCCUGCACCAGCUGCCCCAAGGUCUUCAGGGAGAAGAAGGCCCUCACCAUCCACCAACGGGUCCACACUGGGGAGCGCCCCUUUGCUUGCAGCCGCUGCCCCAAGGCCUUCAGAGAUAAGAAGUCCCUCACCAUCCACCAGUGGGUCCACAACGGGGAGCGCCCCUUCACCUGCAGCCAGUGCCCCAAGGCCUUCAGGGACAAGCACGCCCUCAACGACCACCAGUGGGUCCACACCGGGGAGAAGCCGUACAAGUGCAGCAAUUGUGGCAAGUCCUACAGCCAGAAGCAGCACCUGAAGAGACACCAGCGGGCGCACUGUGGCCCGCCAGUGGUUCCGGAGGGCAGCGAGCGUUAGCGAGGGUGUCCAUCCCUGCCAGGGGAGUGGGUGGAGGCCAAACCCUUACAGUGCAGCAGCUGAGAGAAGUGGUUUUGGGACCCCUUGUCCCUUCUUACCAGGGGCUUUCUGCCACCUCUGCCUUCGUCUGGCACCCAGCCGCCUGCCGGCCAGGCCGCCCAUGACCACGGGCCUUCCCGGGAGCGGGUGCAGACGGAGGGUGAGCGCUGGGUGGCCAAAAGGCAUCGCCCCCACCCCGGGUUCAGCGGCUGCCGUUUGCAGGAGGGUGUGCGGGAAGGAAGGGCUUCGGGCUGCGUUUGUCCUGAGGAGGAAAGCGGUGCCCGGGAGCUUGCCUGCUGCGGGGAGCAGAGACCGGCACGGAGCAUCACGCGUGUUUGAGGACCCGUGUAGCCACGGCUGGGAGCCAGCUCCGUCAGACACCUGCGGUGGCCUCGAUGAAGUAAAAAGCAUCGUGUCUGUGUAAGCGGUGGCUUCAAGCGGUUCCUUGAAGCAGUGUCCGCACCUUUAUAAAAGCUUUUGGGAAGGACCACGCAAGUGGUGUGGGCUGAUGUGUCCCUGCGGGGAGCAAAGGUGCCGUUCCGUUGCCUGAUGGGGCUUGUGGGUGUCACAGCCAGCCACGAGCAGGUGUCUGCACGCGGGUGCGGGGUGUGCCACCACUGCCAUGGGGAAGCUGCCACCGCAGUCACUGCGGAGCUGGCACACCAUUCAGUGGCCCUCACCUGGGUGUUCCAGAGAAUCACAGAAUCGUGGGGUUGGCAGGGCCCUCUGGAGCCCAUCCCGUCCCACC